Messenger RNA from Trametes versicolor FP-101664 SS1, 2355 nucleotides. Its product is annotated as Rho GTPase activation protein. The coding region runs from base 261 to 2168 and encodes 635 amino acids. Gene Ontology annotation, molecular function: GTPase activator activity. Gene Ontology annotation, cellular component: cytoplasm. The record is from RefSeq and is a predicted model, not a curated record. Gene Ontology annotation, biological process: small GTPase-mediated signal transduction. NCBI's taxonomy places the organism in Eukaryota, Fungi, Basidiomycota, Agaricomycetes, Polyporales, Polyporaceae. The transcript is spliced from 12 exons.
GCUUGGUGACCACGUCUUCUUGAAAUCUAUCGCGAGACCGCAUUGUGGUGGAUACUAGCUUCUGACUACGUCUGGACUGGAACACCCGAAGCUUCGGACCGCACCGACUCGGCUAUCCAGGUCACCUCCCUUACGCCUUUCGGAGCACUUUGCAACGGACAGCGCAUUCGUGUCCGCAUCGCGACCCCUUUCGUACGCGCGAGCCUAGCAUUUGACUCUUAGCUGUCCCUCCCUUGAGUGUACCUCCGCUACGACGACACAUGCCUCCCAAUCCCCUAACGCUCAAGCAGCGGCUCGCCGCCCUGUCUGCCAACAUCCAGUCUUCGUCUCGCUCAUCAUCGGACAUGCCUCCGGACUCUCCUAGCGGGAAGCGUAGGGCAUUCUUCAAGCAACCCUUUGGGAGAGGUCCCAGCGCGGACGCGGGGACGGGCGAGCCGUACGGCCAGGAGCGGAUACAGGAGGUCAUGAACCGAUUGAUAUUCCAGGCCGGAGUCGACUAUGAAACGCGUCCAAUGAUUGUUAUGUGUGCUUCUGCGAUGCCGGACCCCCGAGAAGUAUCCUACGACCUUCUUCUCAGUCGUAUAUUGUCAUAUCUCGACCUCUACGUGGAAUCCGACUACACGGUAGUAUUCCUCGCCGCCGGGAACAGGAAUUCACCAGGCUGGAACUGGGUUUGGAAAGCAUACCGUAGCUUGAGCCGCAAGUACCGCAAGAAUUUGAAGCGUCUGUAUGUUGUGCACUCAAAUUUCUUCACCAAGAUGCUAUUCUCUGCGGCUGGCGCGAUCAUCAGUCCAAAAUUCUUCCGCAAGAUAACUUAUAUCAAUACCCUUUCCGAACUGGCAUACCACGUCCCCCUGACACAGAUAGAUAUACCCCCGGCAGUAUACCAAGAGAACCUAAAGCAUGAGAAACAGAUCAACCUCCCUGUCAUGUCCCGAUCGGACCUUUUUGGGGUACCGCUGGAGGAGCUCAUGGGAUUCGACGGCGAGAAGGGCGGCCUCCCACGCGUGGUCAAGGAUUGCAUCCAGUACUUGCGCUCCACAGGUUUGCACGAUGAGGGCCUCUUCCGCCGAUCGCCGAAUUCUGUCCUUCUGAAGCAGGCCGCGCAAGCGUAUGACAGAGGGCACGUCGUCUCGCUAGAAACAUUUGGCGACCCCCACCUCGCCGCGGUGCUUCUGAAGAAGUAUCUGCACGACCUGCCUGAGCCCAUCUUCCCUGAACGGCUGUACCCGGUCAUCCGACGGUGUCCGCCCCCGACGAGCGACCCGGAUGACAUGUCUAGCAUCAUGUAUAUUCGCGAGACCCUGCUGCCCGAGCUCCCGCCGUGCGUGUACAUCCUUCUCAGCAAUGUCCUCCAUCUGCUCCACGAAGUGCAGCUCCGGUCCGCGUCCAAUCGCAUGGACGCGCACAACCUCACGGUGGUAAUCUGCCCCAACCUCGUCUCGAGCUCGAACCCGAUGCGCGACGUGAUGAUGUGCUCCGUCCCGAACGCCCCCACGCUCUUCGACACCGCCCGCGCCGGUGCGCCCGACCCACGAGUCCCCGCACACCCCAUGCACAACGCGGCCGCGCUCGCGGAGGGCAAGACGACGCUGGGCAUGGUCGUCAAGCUCUGCAUCGAGCGGUACUACGAGGUCUUCGACGAGCUGCCCGACCGCACCGAGGCGCUCUCGCAGGAGGUCGUGCACGCCCCGAACCCGUUCGCGGACAUGCCCUCGCCCGGGAGCCCGUCGAACAACCGCGACAGCGCGUUCCUGGACGACGAGGAGAUCGACGACGCGAUGCUCGUCAUGCCCAUCGGGCCCAGCGCCUCUAGCCGCUUCCAGCAGCAAAGCGGCAGCGGGAGCCCCGCCCCCACGGGAUCCAGCACGUUUCGUCCGCGGCACCAGACCUCGCAGUCUCGCGACGCCACGGCGCGCUCGACGCACACCGGGUUCGGGGGGCAGGGCGGGGGUGGGGGGAGCGCGUACGCGACGGUGAACAAGGCGCGCUCGACGAUCAGCAUCGAGCGCGGGAACCCGUCGCGCAAGGGCUCGAUUGCGGUCGGGCGCAACACGCAGCGCGGCAAGGGCGCAGGCGCGGGCGUGCAGGCGAUUGGCAUCACUGCUGAGGGCUUUUUCUCGGCUCCGGAUGCGCCGCCGGUCCCGACGCUGCCGUCGCAUCGGUGAGCAACGCCCGAGUCCGCCGGGUUCAUGAGGGUUGUUACGAGGUGAUUGGGGACGUGGUCGGUUCUCUGGUUCUGGUUCUGCUGUACCCUACGUGCUUGUUUAUUUUUCCCUGGUGGACCUUCUGCUCAGUACAAUAUUCAUCGAACUUGUGUGCUUGCCCCGCAGGCGACUCACAGGUAGUCUCCGC